AUGAGUCAAACAGAGGAGAAGACGGAUCAAGUGGAUGCUGGCUCGGAUGGAGAGGAGGAGACUCCGCAGGAACAGGUGAAGAGCAAAAAGGACGAGAGCAAUGCUAUGGAAAAGCUUACAGAUCUCGUCGAGGAAAAACAAAUGGAUGAGAACAAGAUGAAGGCAGCGUUUCGGGCUUUGCACAAGCAAGAGGAGGCAGACAAAGAAGCUGAACGCCUGUUGGAGAAGAAACUAGCGGCCAUUAAAAUCAGCAAAGAUGAAGUAGAACUCGUGGCACAGGAGAUGGAGAUCUCCACGCAACAAGCAGAUCGGAAGCUACGCGAGGCCGAUGGGGAUAUUGUUAAAUGUCUCUGCACACUGGUCUCUGCUUGA
Messenger RNA from Plasmopara halstedii, 372 nucleotides. Its product is annotated as huntingtin-interacting protein k-like. The transcript has a single exon. The coding region runs from base 1 to 372 and encodes 123 amino acids. The record is from RefSeq and is a predicted model, not a curated record. Gene Ontology annotation, biological process: protein stabilization; negative regulation of apoptotic process. NCBI's taxonomy places the organism in Eukaryota, Oomycota, Peronosporomycetes, Peronosporales, Peronosporaceae.